This is a messenger RNA of Closterium sp. NIES-67, 2225 nucleotides long. Lineage: Eukaryota; Viridiplantae; Streptophyta; Zygnematophyceae; Desmidiales; Closteriaceae. The record is from the annotation of a GenBank genome assembly.
CUUGCCAUGGCUUCCUAAACCAGCCAUGGCUACUGUUGGAACCCCCUCGCGACUCUAGCUUACCGCUUAUAGCGCUUGUAAGGUUAGAGUUCAUCGGUUGCGUUAACCAUCAGCAGAUUAAUCGUCGCUUCGCGAGCCUGCUUCUCAGGGUGCGUCGAGCUCAUGCGUUAGUUUCGAGAUGCCUGUUUCUUAGUUUUCUGUUCGUUUAUAGUAAUAGUGAGCUGAAGAUGAAGAGGAGCUUAUGAAAUUAUUCUCUCUGUGGAAUUCUCUUGCUGAAUCUUCUGUUCCCGUGGGACUUCAGCGAAAUAGCUCCUUACUGGUCCCGUGAGAACCUUUUCUUUCGCUGCCUCCGUUCGCUUCCAAUUAGUGGUGCCGGGAGCUCGGCGUCCAAUAGCACUAUCGGUUGAGCAGAUUAGCGUCAGCGAUAGCAUGCGAAGAUUUUUUUUGCGACGGAAGGCAACGGACAGGACGCGCAGUAACACUGUUACUACUCGUCCCACGGUCUAACGAACCACGUCCGACAGCUCGCCAGCGCAACGCACGCAGGGACGGCAGCAAGUCGUACUCUUGGCCGCAGAGGAAACGUCAGAUAAUGACUCCUGGCAGCAGCAGCAGCAGCAGCAGCAGCAGCAGCAGAAGCAGAAGCAGUGGCUGCACGGCGGAUUUCCCGGAGGAAACAGCGACGCUAGCCCGCUUUCGAUUAGUACUCGGACGUCGAGAGCGGUUUCAUCGUCAGAUAUAUCGUCUGAUCGCCCGACGAACUGAGCGGAAGCGGCAGCUCGACGAACGGCUCGUCAGUGACUGCCUGAUCGCGCGGAACGCCUUUAGGAACCCCAAGAUUUCGUUGACGUACCGCUCGAGCCCGUUCGUCGAGAUCAAGUCCGGAAAUAGUUGGAAGCAGAAGAUCCGCCGAAGCUGCCGUGCCGGAGACGACCAUUCGCGGGACCGCGCGGAUGAGAACCGCGGACGGCAACGGGUUUUCCUCCGCGCGGACGGCAACGGAUUCUCGUCCGCGCGGACGAAAACGGCUGAAGUCCAUCGGCGACUCUUGAAAGGGGUCGAGAAAGGCGGCGGCUCUUGAACGGCACGGCCAUUUAACGGUGACGGCACAGCGUGCAAGGAUCUUCAAGUUGAGGACGUGCUAAUGCUUUUGACAACUCCAGCGGCGAACGGAGAAUGAAGGCCAACGGCGAAUGGCGUACGGCGAACGACGAGAGAUGAACGGCGAGCGGCGAGUGGCAAGACGCCGUGCGGCUAAUGAAGAGGGCGAGUGAGCCACGAGCGUUUUGAGGCGAGCGUCCAGCGACGGGCGACGAACGACGAGCGACUAACGGCUAACGGCGUGCGGCUAACGGCAUGCGACUAACGGCUUUGCGGCUAACGGCUUGCUGCUAACGGCAUUCGGCUAACGGCGUGCAGUUAGUUGCCGGUAGCUGUCGGGCGACGAGCCAGCGCGCAGCGACGAGCCAAGAGCCACGACCGGCCAGCUUUGACGGCGAACGGUGAUCGUCGAUACGGCCAGCCGCGAGCGAAGAUCGUCGAAGUGCGAUGAACGAUCGGCGGAAGGCGAGCGGCGAGACGCGAGAGACGGACGCGCGGCGAGGCGGAGGGGAAACGACGAGCGAUGAGCGGCGAACGACGAUCGGCGAUCCGCGAGCAAAUCCCGUCGACGUGCGAUUUUUCAAACGGCGAGUGCGAGCAACGAGCUGGGGAGAGCGGCGUGCGGAUAACAGCGCGCGGAUAACGGCGCGCGGAUAGCGGCGCGCGGAUAACGGCGCGCGGAUAGCGGCGCGCGGAUAGCGGCGCGCGGAUAGCGGCGCGCGGAUAGCGGCGCGCGGAUAGCGGCGUGCGGAUAACGGCGCGCGGAUAACGGCGUGCGGAUAACGGCGUGCAGAUAGCGGCGCGCGGAUAGCGGCGCGCGAAUAGCGGCGCGCGGAUAACGGCGCGCGGAUAACGGUGGAGGGCGGACGGUGAUGGGCGGACCGGCGAGUGACGAGCAGCAAGUUGCGGGAGUGCACGCUGUUCAGCCGCCUUUUCCAUGGCUAAGUUCCCUCUUCCCUCUUCCCUCGUGCACUUUUCCCACGCACUACCCCUUCCCCUCCUCCCCCUACCCACCCCUCCUUCGCUGUCGUCAUCACUCUCGUUCAAGUUAUCCCAUGUUGCUCGUGGUGGAUGGAGGUUCAAGUUAUCCCAUGUUGCUCGUGGUGGAUGGAGGUUCAAGUUAU